AUGCAGCGGGGUAUACGACAAGGAAUUGAAUCUCAAAUUCUAAUGACAAGUGCUGAACGUAUUUAUGAAUAUGGUGCCGGAAAAUUGUCUCUUUUCCAAGCUCUCUUUCGAUUUACCGAUCGAUCACUUAUUACAGGGCACAUUCUCAUCGAUGAUGUUGAUAUCAGUCGUAUCACUCUGAAACUUCUUCGAACUCAUAUCAGUAUUAUUCCUCAACAAGCAGUUCUCUUCAGUGGUUCUCUUCAGUCAAAUCUCGAUCCAUUCAAUCAUUAUUCUGAUGGACAAUGUUGGAAAGCAUUCGAAGAUGUACAAUUAAAAAAGUUUGUCUCUGAUCAUUCCGAGCGUCUUCUCUUGCCUAUCGCUGAAUCAGGCAUUAAGUUGAAUGCUGGCCAACGUCAAUUAGUACCUGUUGCACGAGCUAUACUCAAACAAAGUAAAAUCUUGUUAAUCGAUGAAGCAACGGCCAAUGUCGAUCCUGCAACGGAUACAUUCAUUUAA
Molecule: messenger RNA, 498 nt
Organism: Rotaria socialis
Lineage: Eukaryota; Metazoa; Rotifera; Eurotatoria; Philodinida; Philodinidae
Source: the annotation of a GenBank genome assembly